GAUUGGUCCAAAGGAGGAUUUUUUCCACUGUUCAAAAUGCAAUUUAUGCCUGAGCUUGAGUCUUCGAGGAAAGCACAAGUGUAUUGAAAAUGUCUCCAGGCAGGACUGUCCGAUAUGUUUGGAGGAUAUUCACACAUCUCGUGUUGGAGCUCACGUUCUGCCGUGUGGUCACCUUCUUCACAGAACAUGUUACGAGGACAUGCUAAAGGAAGGUUACAGGUGUCCUUUGUGCAUGCACUCGGCUUUAGAUAUGACAAGGUACUGGCGUCAGCUGGAUGACGAAGUAGCGCAGACUCCUAUGCCCACAGAGUAUCAGAACAUGAUGGUGGAGAUCCUUUGCAAUGACUGCAAUGCCCGGUCUACAGUGCAGUUCCAUCUCCUAGGCAUGAAGUGCAAAAACUGUGAGUCGUACAAUACUGCCCAAGAUGGAAGAUGCCGGCUGUCUUUGGAGGAGCAGUGA
Fulmarus glacialis (Northern fulmar) is the source of this 460-nucleotide messenger RNA. RefSeq names its product ring finger and CHY zinc finger domain containing 1, E3 ubiquitin protein ligase (gene RCHY1). Gene Ontology annotation, cellular component: nucleus. Gene Ontology annotation, biological process: protein ubiquitination; ubiquitin-dependent protein catabolic process. The record is from RefSeq and is a predicted model, not a curated record. Gene Ontology annotation, molecular function: ubiquitin protein ligase activity. The annotation marks the transcript as partial. Lineage: Eukaryota; Metazoa; Chordata; Aves; Procellariiformes; Procellariidae. The transcript is spliced from 6 exons.